Molecule: messenger RNA, 1812 nt
Organism: Fundulus heteroclitus (mummichog)
Lineage: Eukaryota; Metazoa; Chordata; Actinopteri; Cyprinodontiformes; Fundulidae
Gene: ephx5
Product: epoxide hydrolase 5
Exons: 10
Coding region: 184-1596 (470 amino acids)
Biological process (GO): epoxide metabolic process; arachidonate metabolic process
Molecular function (GO): epoxide hydrolase activity
Source: RefSeq, a predicted model, not a curated record
CUUCCGUUUUUUCCUUUCUUUUCCGGACGGAACGAGUCUCGUGGAGAUUCAGCGCCUACGUAGAUAGUAUAUCCCAAGGUUUGCUGUCUUAGAAGCGUGAAGACUAUCUCAGCAGGCGGGUGAAAAACGCGAUAAACGAGCGCAAAGCAACCCGUGUGAGCGCUCCCGUUUUCGAGCUGCGCAAUGCAGAGACUGCAACUUUUGAAGGAGACGUUCUUUGGGCUGGAUGCUGUGCACCAGCGGCUUCUCGUGGGCUGUGCCGUGGCAGCAGCAGCAGCGGGUGGCAUACUGACAUAUGCGGUGCAGAGGAGCAAAGUCAGAACUAUCCCUGUCGGCGAAGGAUGGUGGGGAGCAGGAGAGAAGCCCCCUUCAGAGGACGAAACAAUACACCCCUUUACCGUGCAAACGUCAGAUAAAGAGAUCGAGGACCUCCACGAGCGCAUCGACAGAACCCGGUUCUCAGACCCUUUGGAAGACAGCGGCUUCCAGUAUGGCUUCAACUCCACUUACCUUAAGAAGGUGGUUUCUUAUUGGAGGAAUACGUUUGACUGGAAACAGCAAGUGGCCGUGCUUAACAAGUAUCCGCACUUCAAAACCAAAAUAGAAGGACUGGACGUGCACUUCAUCCAUGUGCGCCCAAAACACAGAGGGGACCAGAGGGUCCUGCCUCUCAUGAUGGUUCAUGGCUGGCCUGGUUCUUUCUACGAGUUCUACAAGAUUCUUCCACUUCUCACGCAGAACCACGACGGGGUUUCGUUUGAGGUUGUAAUCCCCUCCAUACCUGGCUACGGCUUCUCCGAAGCCCCUCACAAGAAAGGGUUCAACAGUCUGGCUGCUGCUCGGAUUUUCCUCACCUUAAUGGAGCGCCUGGGCUUCUCCCAGUUCUACCUGCAAGGAGGAGACUGGGGCUCGCUCAUCACCACCAACAUGGCUCAGAUGAGGCCCGACCGUGUGAAAGGUCUCCACCUAAACAUGUGCAUGUCGACGAGGGGAUUCAAGGUGUUGUUGUCCAUGAUGAUUGGCCCCUAUCUGCCCUUCCUGGUGGGCUUUAGCCGGGAAGAUGUGCGCCGGUUGUUCCCUUUCUUUGAGAAGAACGUGUGGGAGAUGCUGAAGGAAUCCGGCUACCUUCACAUUCAGGCCACUAAACCCGACACUGCCGGACGUGGACUGAAUGACUCGCCUGUAGGCUUGGCGGCCUAUCUUCUGGAAAAGUUCUCCACCUGGACCCACAAGAGGAACAGAGACCUGGAGGAUGGUGGGCUGGAGAGAAAAUUCAGCCUGGAUGACCUUUUGACAAAUGUCAUGAUCUACUGGACCACGGGCUCCAUCAUCUCCUCCAUGCGCUUUUACAAAGAGAACCUCGGCAGCAACCCCAACGACAGAAUCGACGCUCGGACGGGGAUAUUCGUGCCGACUGGACUGGCUGCCUUUCCCCAGGAGCUCCUGCACUGCCCCAGAUCCUGGGCACAGAUUAGGUACCGGAACAUCGUCUCCUACACCUUCAUGCCCCAAGGAGGCCACUUCCCCGCCUUGGAAGAACCGCGGCUGCUGGCCACCGACGUCAUCCAGUUCGCCAAAAAAGUAGAAGAGCUGUAAUCCGCUGAAUGCAUUCUGACCACAACAGUUAUUGUUUUAUUUCAAUUAACAAUUCCCACACCACCGUUACAGAUCAACACUGAUUAUUUCAAUUCACCAUCUUGCUAGUUAUGAUAAAAAAUGCGAAUGUUUUAGUAUAUGUAACCAUGAGCAGAUGAUUCAUAUUUCCCCCAGAAUGUCAUUCAUUAAACCUUUUUCAAGUAAACCUUUCAAGUA